GCCAAUCACACAGACAGACCGCUGUGGAGGUAAACAUGGCGGCCGUCGGACCUCUGGGAAGAAUUGCUCGACUGGGCUCCAGCAUCUGCAGGAACCAGCGUUUGAUUUGCAACAGAAGCUCACAGAGACGAGGAAUAGCUUCUUGUGUCGACCCCGCUCAUGGACUCUCAGAGGAGCAGAAGGAGUUUCAAGAAGUGGCUUUUAACUUUGCAGCCAAUGAAAUGGCUCCACACAUGGCAGAGUGGGACCAACAGGAAAUCUUUCCAAUAGAGACCAUGCGGAAGGCGGCCCGGUUGGGGUUUGGCGGGAUCUACGUUCAGCCGGAUGUUGGAGGAACGGGCCUCUCUCGGCUGGACACAUCCGUCAUCUUUGAGGCCUUGUCCACAGGAUGUGUCAGCACCACAGCUUACAUCAGUAUCCACAACAUGUGUGCCUGGAUGAUCGACACCUUUGGCAACACUGAGCAGAGGGAGAAGUUCUGUCCAGAUCUCUGUUCCAUGGGAAAGUUUGCUUCCUAUUGUCUCACUGAACCAGGCAGCGGCAGCGAUGCGGCUUCCCUUCUGACCACGGCUGAGCUGAAAGGUGACCAUUACAUCCUGAACGGUUCGAAGGCCUUCAUCAGUGGAGGGGGAGACACGGACGUCUAUAUUGUGAUGUGCAGAACGGGAGCUAAAGGAGCCAAAGGCAUCUCCUGUGUGGUGGUGGAGAAAGGAACCCCGGGCCUCAAUUUUGGCAAAAAAGAAAAGAAGAUCGGUUGGAACUCCCAGCCGACCAGGGCGGUGAUAUUUGAGGAUUGUGCCGUUCCAGUGACCAACCGGCUCGGGGCGGAGGGGCAAGGAUUCACCAUGGCGAUGAAAGGCCUGAACGGAGGCCGAAUUAAUAUUGCGUCCUGUUCUCUCGGGGCGGCACACGCCUGUGUCCAGCUCGCCAGGGAUCACCUGUUGGUGCGCAAGCAGUUUGGAGAGACGCUCUCCAACAACCAGUAUCUUCAGUUCAAGCUGGCAGAAAUGGCCACCAAGCUGGUGGCGUCUCGCCUUUUGGUGCGUGAGGCUGCAACAGCGCUGCAGGAGGACCGGCCCGAUGCCGUUUCUCUCUGCUCCAUGGCCAAACUCUUUGCCACAGACGAGUGCUUUAACAUCUGCAACCAGGCUCUUCAGAUGCACGGUGGUUACGGUUACCUCAAAGACUACGCAGUGCAGCAGUUUGUCCGAGAUAUCCGAGUGCAUCAGAUCCUAGAGGGCACCAAUGAGGUGAUGAGGAUGAUCAUUUCCCGAAAUCUGCUGACCGAGUCAUGAUGCGUCUUUCCCCUGGUUCUUCUUCAGGAGUGACCAUAUUGUAAUGGUCUUCAUCUCUGGUUUGUUACUGAGGGACUGGUUUCCUGAAAUACCCUCAGCAUCGUUGGGGAUAAAACAGCCAGUAAAAUGUACGUUUUUCGAUAAUAGUUUCAUUUUUAGCAACACUGCCAGCAUUUAAAUUGACAAAAUCCUCACCAGCAGUGGUGAUUGUCUAAGAAUAGUUAGAAAAGAACGAAAAGUUUGGUUUUGAUUUUUCAUUUAAACCUUAUCUAACCUUAUUUAUAUUCAUGGUUACUGUGUCGUUACAUGACGUGUGGCCUGCCACAGAUAUACAUAUGGCUUGUGUAGUGUGGGUUAUAUAUUUGAAAUGUAACACUCCAAAUUAAAUAUCAACUUUCAUAAAAUUAA
Molecule: messenger RNA, 1703 nt
Organism: Cyclopterus lumpus (lumpfish)
Lineage: Eukaryota; Metazoa; Chordata; Actinopteri; Perciformes; Cyclopteridae
Gene: acad8
Product: acyl-CoA dehydrogenase family, member 8
Exons: 11
Coding region: 36-1295 (419 amino acids)
Biological process (GO): lipid metabolic process
Molecular function (GO): acyl-CoA dehydrogenase activity; flavin adenine dinucleotide binding
Source: RefSeq, a predicted model, not a curated record